AUGGCAACGGAUGAUAAAUUCCAAGAUGCAGCUGCUGGAGAAUCCUGCAGAGUUAGUGUGCGACCUCCGCCUUUUUGGCCUGAGGAACCAGGUUUAUGGUUUGCCCAAAUGGAAGGCCAGUUUAUUUUAUCAAAUGUGACGUCUGAUACAACAAAAUUCUACCACGUUAUUGCACAACUUGACCAACGGUAUGCAACAGAGGUAAAGGAUAUUAUUACUUCACCGUCGUCAACAAACAAGUAUGAAAAGUUAAAAACGGAACUUAUUAAGCGUCUUUCUGCGUCCCAGGAGCGUAAGGUUAAACAACUUCUCAUGCACGAGGAGUUGGGCGAUCGAAAGCCAUCUCAGUUUCUAAGACACUUACAACAUCUUGCCGGACCCGCAGUUCCUAAUGAUUUUUUGAAAACCCUGUGGUCAAGCCGUUUACCAGGAAAUUUACAAACAAUAAUAGCAUCACAGUCUGAUUUGCCAUUAGAUAAGUUGGCAGAUUUGGCAGAUAAGGUCCACGAGAUUGCGCCAACCACACUAGGACAAGUCGCCAGCACUUCAUCUUCGGGUAUUACUACUUCUUCCUUCGAAGCAAUGGUUCAACAGAUAAGUGAAUUGACUAAGCAAGUAGCGAAACUUACUACAACACAGGUAAAUAAGUAUCCCCGAUAUCGCUCAAGAUCUCGAUCUAAAUCUAGGGUCAAAGGUAAGCGCAAUUAUUCUAAAACGCGACCACCACAGACACCUCCAAAUCAUCCUCACUGCUGGUAUCAUUUUACAUAUGGUACGCGUGCCAGAAAAUGCUUAGCACCUUCUAUUAAGACGCCGUGUACCCCUACAAAGUACAGUUUGAUUGCUGCGAAUGGUACAGUCAUAAAUACUUAUGGAGUUAUACAGCUACAGCUGGACCUUGGACUCAGACGUACUUUUACAUGGAAUUUCACUAUUGCCAAUAUUACGAAACCCAUUAUAGGAGUGGAUUUCUUAAGUUUUUAUAAUCUGCUUGUAGAUUGCCGGAGUCAGCGACUAAUAGAUGGCACAACUACCCUUUGCGUAUCCGCACAACGCCAGAGAGUCCCAGAGGAUGUCAUCUCAAUCAAAACCAUCUCUGGUGACAACGAGUUUCAACAGCUGUUACAUAACUUCCCGGAGAUCACCCGACCUGCAGGUACUGUAACUACACCUAAGCAUAAUACAAAACACUUUAUAAGAACUAUACCGGGACCGCCAGUAACCUGUAGGCCUCGGCGUUUAGACCCAGUACGCAUGAAAAUUGCUCGAAAAGAGUUUGAAAAUAUGUUGGCACAAGGCAUUGUAAGGCGUUCUGAGAGUCCUUGGUCAUCAGCUUUACAUCUUGUAAAGAAAAAAGAUGACGGAUGGAGGCCGUGCGGGGACUACAGAUCACUUAAUGCAAGGACUAUCCCUGACAGAUAUCCCAUUCAUCACAUACAAGAUUUUUCUUACCAACUUUCUGGAUCCACUAUAUUUUCUAAGAUUGAUUUAGUGAAGGCAUACAACCAAAUUCCUGUAAAUCCUUCGGAUAUACCAAAGACUGCCAUAACUACACCAUUCGGGCUUUAUGAAUACCCUUUCAUGAAUUAUGGUUUGCGAAACGCAGCGCAAACUUCUCUCUGGUCUUGA
Molecule: messenger RNA, 1629 nt
Organism: Parnassius mnemosyne (clouded apollo)
Lineage: Eukaryota; Metazoa; Arthropoda; Insecta; Lepidoptera; Papilionidae
Source: the annotation of a GenBank genome assembly